Zea mays is the source of this 1950-nucleotide messenger RNA. RefSeq lists its product as uncharacterized. The record is from RefSeq and is marked predicted. NCBI's taxonomy places the organism in Eukaryota, Viridiplantae, Streptophyta, Magnoliopsida, Poales, Poaceae. Bases 684 to 968 code for a protein of 94 amino acids. The transcript is spliced from 2 exons.
CGUUCGCCGCCCUCCCCGCCGUGGGGUCCGGUCCGCCGCCCUCCGGCCCAUCCGCCGCCGGUUCCCGUCCAGCCGCACGCGCCUUCUUCCUCCCCCGGCGCCUUCUCGGUGAACCAGACCCGUCCCUCACCCGUGCGACUCCCGCAGCGCCCGCCCCUCCGUCACCUCCGCAUCCUCCCCGUCCUUGCGGCCAUAUCCGUCGUCUCCGCAUCCUCCUUCCUACGCUCUGUCGGCGUGGCCUCCCCAUCCCGGUGUUCUCCGAUUUUGGGGGGCGUCCCUUUGCCCGCUCCGGUCUGCUCCUCCAGAGUCCGGUCCAGCGGAGCGCACUACGACACAGAUCGGCAGCCGUCCAUCCCUUUCCAGCUCUCCAGAGCCUCCGCCGGCGCAUCCGGCGACUGAUUUGCAGAUGAUGUUGUUAUCUUCCUCAAGCCGGCUACUAGUGAUAUGCUUUCAUCAUGGAUGUGCUUCACUUGUUUGGGGGAGGCUUCUGGUCUUAAAAACAAUGUGCAAAAAACUAGUGAUUUUCCUAUAAGGUGUGAAGAUUAAUACUUGAUGGUCAUUCAAGGCCUUCUGCCAUGCAACAUCUUGAGCUUGAUAGGAUUGCCAAUUAGCUACAGAGGUGGAAGGCUAACUUAAUAACAAGGGCUAGCAGGAGGGUUUGAGUUUAGUUUGUGCUCAUAGGAAUGUUGAUCUACUUUGCUAUGACUACUGACAUUCCUCCUUGGGUUUUCAAAGCAAUUGAUAAAAUCAGACAAAGAUUUCUAUGGAGGAGAAGGAAGGAUGCCAAAGGCGGGCACUGCCUCGUGGCGUGGGGAAAGGUUUGUCACCCCCUUGAGCUUGGCGGCCUUGGUAUUUCAAGUCUUCUAGAGCUAUCUUGGGCACUCCGCAUGAGAUGGCUUUGGCUCCAAAAAACUGAGUCAAAUAAACCAUGGGCUGAUUUACCUAUCCAAGUCCUAGCCAAAGCCUAGGUGCUUUUUUCUAUUGCUCUGAUUUCUAAGGUUGGGGACGGCACAUCCACCCUAUUCUGGACUAAUCGUUGGUUGAUGGGGCAAAAUAUCAUGGAAGUGGCACCAAGGUUGUUUGCUGCUUGUUCCUAAGAGAAUUACAAGAAGGAGAAUUGUUCUUGAAGCCCUCACUAAUCAUCACUGGAUUUUGGAUGUUCAAGUUGCUUUAACAAUUCAAGUAAUUGUGGAUUAUAUCUAGAUUCGGGACUGUCUCAGUCAGGUGGAGUUACAGCAGGGGGUGGCUGAUUCUCACAUCCAGUUCUCGCGUAAUGGAAGAUAUUCAGCCAAAAUGGCAUAUGCGGGUUUUUUUGUUGGCUCGGUUCCUUUUGAACCUUAUGAGAAGAUUUGAUGUUCAUGGCCCCUUCCUAAAUAUAAAUGUUUUCUGUGGUUGGUGACGCACAACAGAUACUGGAUGGCAGGCAGGCUGGCUUGUAGAGGCCUCCCGGUGCCUGCUGUGUGACUAGGAAGAUGAAACAGUCAGCCAUGUGCUUCUUUCUUGUAUGUUUGCGUGAGAAUUUUGGUUCAAAAUCCUAAGGCCUUAUGGCCUGCAGACCCUUGCACCAUAAUCUGAAGGUAGGAGUUUCUUUCUCUGGUGGACGCAGGCUGAAGAGAGAACUAAGGGGUUGACAAGAAAAGGUUUCAACUCCCUCGUCAUCCUGGGAGCUUGAACUCUGUGGAAGAUACGAAAUGGAUGUCUUUGAAGGCCUCUCCCCAUCAUAUGAUUUCAGCUUCUGCUCACUUUGGUGAAGAAAUAGAUUUAUGGAUGAUGGCUCACGCCAAAGGAUUGGUGUUCCUUUCAGCCGUGGCUGAGGAUUAGUGGUAGUUGGUCUGCUAUAAUCUAUGCCUAUGAAUAAUCCUUUCUUGUAUAAGAGGUUUUGGCCACCAUGAGCUAGCCAUUUGAGUUUUGUAAGGCCUUUAUACGUUUCUUCUUAGUAUAAUGAUACGU